UCGCAAACACCGACGGCUCAACCACCACCCGCACCAGCAGGAGCACCACCAUGCGCCCCCGCCCCCUCUCCCCUCCAUGACGCCGCCCCCGCCCCUCCUCCUCACCGCCCACUCCGCCGCCGCUCUCCUCCUCCUCCUCGGCCCCGACGCCCGCGCGCGCAAGCGCAGGCGCCGCGGCGAGGCCAGCCCCGACCCGGACGCCGACCCCGCCCCGGCCCCGCAGCAGGCGGCACCCGCGCCCCCGGAGCAGGACCCGCCGCCGCCGCCCCUGCCGCUGCCGCCCACGAGCCCGGACCACUACCCGCUCGCGUUCCGGGUCUCGGCGCCCACCUUCCACUUCCUCUCGGGCCUGCUCGACCCGCUCCUCUCCGACCCCGCCCUCCCGCCGGCCCCGGUGCUCCUCGCGCUCGCGCUCGCGCGCCUCGCGUCGGGCCUGCCCUACCCGGCGCUCGCGGCGCUCUUCCGCGUCCCGCCCUCCGCCCCGCGCGCCGCCUCCCGCCGCCUCCGCCGCGUGCUCCUCGCCAACUUCCGCUUCUGGCUCGCCUUCCCCUCCGACCCCAGCAGCGCCUACUCCGCGCCGCUCCCCUCCUGCCGCGGCGCGCUCUGCUGCGCGCGAUUCGCCGGCCCGGCUGGCCCGCUCGCCGCGCAGCUCGUGGCGGGCGCCUCCUCCCGUGUCCUCUCCCUCGCCGCCGGCUUCCGCGGCGACCGCGCGGACCUCGAGGUGCUCAGGCUAUCGUCCUUGUACCAGGAGGUCGAGCAGGGGAGGGUGCUCGAGCCCGCGCAGUAUCUGGUUGGAGAUGGGGGCGGGUACCCGCUGCUGCCCUGGCUCAUGGUGCCGUUUCGGGGGCCGGUGGUGCCUGGCUCCCCAGAAGCGGCGUUCAACGCUGCGCACAGGGCAAUGUGCCGUCCGGUGAGGCGUGCUGUCCGGAGCUUAAUGGGGUGGGGAGCCAUUGCUCGGCUCCACGAGGAGGAGAGCCCUCGUGCAGCAGUGGCGUGCAUUGGGACAUGCGCAAUGCUUCACAAUGUGUUGCUGACUAGGGAGGAUUACUCUGCAUUGGCACCGGAUGAGGCGGAGUCGGAGAGUGAUUUGGGGGGAGUGCUGAGCCAGGGAGAUGACGCUGGUGCUGGAUCAGAAGGAUUCGAGGUUGAUGGGCGUGCAUUGGUGUUGCGGAGUGCACUGGCAGCAACGAUGAGGGACCUGCGAGCGCCUGACUAGCAAUGGUGAUUGUUUUACAAUUUCUGUCAUUGCCGAUUCUUUUCAAUCAUAUAGUUUGUAUAGUGGUGAAUAUUUUGAUUCCAUUGGGUUCGUCACUCUUCAGUUUGUUGCUUCCUCAAUAAAAGAAAUAAGACUAUCACUUGGCAUCUCUUAUAAGCAUUGACAUGUUUGCAGUAGAUGUAACACUUUCAUUAUGACUGUAUGCGCUGAUCUUAUUGUUGAAUCCUA
This is a messenger RNA of Panicum virgatum (switchgrass), 1444 nucleotides long. RefSeq names its product protein ALP1-like. The record is from RefSeq and is a predicted model, not a curated record. The coding region runs from base 77 to 1216 and encodes 379 amino acids. The transcript has a single exon. NCBI's taxonomy places the organism in Eukaryota, Viridiplantae, Streptophyta, Magnoliopsida, Poales, Poaceae.